AUGAGCGAGUCCCAAGAAACUCGUCGACCUAGUUUCGGAAUGUUGCUCAAACGCAGCAAGAGCGGCGAGUUUGGCAGCAAGGGCAGGAAGGCCCAGGCCCUUAGAGAGGCUGAGCUCGAGAGGCAGCGCGCCGCUGCUUCUCGCAUUCCCCCCAAGCUGCCCGAGUUCGCCAAUCACACCGAACAACUCUCAAAGUCCUUCGGCUCAGACUUGCGUCCCGAUUCUUCCUACGAUCAGUCGCCCAAUGCGAGAGCCGUGGCCUCGGCGGUUCCCAUCCCCCCCAUCCCAGCCAACGCUUUCGACCCCUAUGCUCGUACUGAGAGUAUGGCCCAUCGUGGCCGAUAUAGCUACGCCAGCAGCGCAGUCAGCACCAUUAACAGCCCCAGGCGAGUCCGACGCAGAAAGGAUCCCACGCCUUUCAACAUCCUGAUUCUUGGCACGCGUGACUCGGGCAAGACGUCUUUCCUUGAGUUCCUCAAAACAGCCCUCGCCUUACCCGCCAAGAAGCGAACACACAAGGCAGAGGAGGAUGAUUUCAAAAUGCCAGCCCCCAGCUCUGGCAACUUCAUCCCCCACUUUUUGGAGACCGAAAUGGACGGAGAGCGGAUUGGCCUGACUCUGUGGGACUCAGAGGGCUUGGAGAAGAACGUCGUGGAUUUGCAGCUUCGAGAGCUCAACUCAUUCCUCGAAAGCAAGUUCGAAGAGACCUUUGCCGAGGAGAUGAAGGUUGUGCGGUCCCCAGGCGUCCAAGACACCCACAUCCACGCAGCCUUCCUUAUUCUGGACCCCAGCAGGUUGGACAGAAAUGUCGCCGCCAGUCGAAGUCUCGCCGGUCUCACAAACGGCCAGGCGCCACACAUGCGCGUCGUCGGCUGUCUCGAUGAGGACCUGGACAUGCAGCUACUGCGUCUGCUCCAGGGCAAAACGACAGUCAUCCCCGUCAUUUCAAAAGCAGACACUGUGGCGACAAAGCAUAUGAACGUACUCAAGAAGGCUGUAUGGGAAACCUUUAAGCAAUGUAACCUGGACCCACUAGAGUCUCUUGGAUUAGACGAGGAUACUGAUAGUGUGACUUCGAGUCGCAUUGCGGAGGAGGAUGAGGACGAUGUCAGCAACGCGAGCGACCGGGCGCCAAAGUCCUCACCCCCUUCGUCGCCAAACUCCAAGCGACAGUCAACCCAGUCUAUCCGCCGCCACAAGGCGCAGGAGGACUCGAAAGUGGACGAGACUCCUUUCUUGCCACUCUCGAUUAUCAGCCCUGAUCUGUACGAGCCUGGUGUCGUCGGCCGACAAUUUCCUUGGGGGUUCGCAGACCCGUACAACGAGGACCAUUGUGACUUUACUCGCCUAAAGGAGGCCGUUUUCAGCGAGUGGCGUUCCGAGCUCCGCGAAGCCAGCAGGGAGCAGUGGUAUGAGGGCUGGAGGACUAGUCGCCUCAAGCUGAAUCAGCUGCCCCAUCGCCGACGCUGA
This is a messenger RNA of Emericellopsis cladophorae, 1470 nucleotides long. Its product is annotated as Neuronal-specific septin-like protein. The record is from RefSeq and is a predicted model, not a curated record. Gene Ontology annotation, cellular component: cytosol; septin ring; microtubule cytoskeleton. The transcript has 2 exons. Gene Ontology annotation, biological process: cytoskeleton-dependent cytokinesis. Bases 1 to 1470 code for a protein of 489 amino acids. Gene Ontology annotation, molecular function: GTP binding; molecular adaptor activity; GTPase activity. NCBI's taxonomy places the organism in Eukaryota, Fungi, Ascomycota, Sordariomycetes, Hypocreales, Bionectriaceae.